Molecule: messenger RNA, 1018 nt
Organism: Athene cunicularia (burrowing owl)
Lineage: Eukaryota; Metazoa; Chordata; Aves; Strigiformes; Strigidae
Gene: EPSTI1
Product: epithelial stromal interaction 1
Exons: 11
Coding region: 68-1018 (316 amino acids)
Source: RefSeq, a predicted model, not a curated record
GUUCUGAAUCUUUCCCUAUACUUAGUGGCAAUACUCCUUUCUGAUAAGGCAAGGUACUCCUGAAGCAAUGUCUGGGUUUAGAGGAUGGAGGGAAAGCAAAAGGUACAGGACGGCUGCUGCCUCCAGUACCCCGGUUUCCUCUCAUGGUUACCUCUGGGAUAGCAACAACAAACAACAGACAGAGAAGGCUGAAAAUGCCCAGAAGCGGACAACAUUUGAAGAGGAGCAAAGUCGCCAAGCAUUGGUCCCACAUCAAGAGCAGUAUGUCGGCCCAUAUGUCUUGAUAACUCCAAAUGAAACCAGAAGAAAACAGGUGAAGCAAAUUGCUAAGAAAGAGCUAGAUGACCUGGAGCAGUGGAAGAAAGAACACAGGCCAGGGCCAAUUAAGUUGGUUCCGCAGAGACUGGGUGGAGAGGAAUCAGAGGCUCAAGCAAGGCAAAAACACCAAAUGAUGUUCAUGCAAUCUAAAUACCAGCAAAAGCUCAAGAGAGAAGAAUAUAUAAAAGCAAAAAAGGCAGCUGAAGAAGCUGAAAUCCUGAAAAAGAAAGAAAUUCAGAGAGAAAAGGCAGAGAGACUUGAAGUUAAAAAAAGACAACAAGAAAUGCAAAGAAGACAGAUGUUCCUUGAAGAUCAUUAUUACAAAACCAAUGAAUUAUUGAACAGAUUUGACUUGGGUUUGCCAAAGAGUGAUUCCUGUCAGAUUGCUAAUGGUGGCCCAGAAUCUACAGCAUGGACAAGAAGCCAUACUUAUAAGCAAGCUCUUCGAGAGGAUGAAAACAGAAGAUUAGAGGAAAUGAAGCAAGAUCAACGGAGGAAGGCUGAAUUAAUGGAAUUUAAACAAAAGAAGGAAGAGGAAGCCAGAACAAGAGCACAUCAAAUUGAACAGAGGAGGGUAAAUAAUGCUUUCCUGGACCGACUUCAGAACAAAAUGAAACCUCAUUGCACCUAUCAACCUGGACAUUCUGAGAGUCUGGACUACUUCAGUAAUGAUGCCCAGGAAUCAAAGUACUUGGAAUAA